AUGGAACGCGCUGAAGGCGCACAGGACCUUCCUCGGCCCAGUGACAUCUAUGGGCUGAACAUGGAGGUUCCAAAGAAUCUUCCCAAAAAAAGAAAAAGGAAGAGAAAGAGGAGAGUUCAGCCGCCAAAUAAGAGGAGGAGAAUAGAAACAUCAGAGAAGGCGAAAGAUUGCGGCAAAGAAAAAAUUAUCAAGGCUUCGAAAAGACCUGGAAGCCCUAUACAGGAGAGUAUCCUAAAAAAGAGGAAGAGGGGAGAAAAGACAGGGGGAAAAGCUGAAGAUGGAUCCAGCACAUCCUAUAACACUGAGAUGGAACAGCUGUCAGUGACAACCUCAGCAGAAACCCCCAUCAUUGUGACUGGACUGGAAAGCGUCACCUUCCAUAAAAUUCUUGGAGAGGGUGGUUUUGGUAAAGUCAUGCUGGCCACACAUCCCGACUGCCAACAACAACUGGCAGUGAAGCUGGUGAAGAAGAGGGUCCUGCUUCAGAACUUUAGAAACAACGUUCUGAUUGAGCGACAGGUCCUGGAGGUGACUGGGAAAAGUCCACUAUUCACCCACGCUUAUGCCACCUUCCAGACCAAGGACUAUGCCUUCUUCAUCAUGGAGUUUCUUAGUGGAGGAGACCUAGGUGACCUCAUACAUGCCAAAGCCCCAUUCACCAUUCCAGUCACCAGAUUUUUUGCAGCUGAGAUCAUCUGUGGGCUGCAGUUUCUCCAUAACAGAGGCAUCAUACAUAGAGACAUAAAACCAGAAAACAUCUUAAUGGACAGCGCCGGUCACUUGAAGAUUGCCGAUUUCGGUCUUGCCGUGAUGAACAUCUUUGGGGAAAGGAAGAUCUCACAAUAUGCCGGAACUCUUAGCUACAUGGCACCCGAGAUUCUUCUGGAGAAACCCUACAACACGGCAGUGGACUGGUUCUCAGCUGGUGUGAUGAUAUAUGAGAUGGCUACUGGCAAAUAUCCAUUCUCUGCCAGAAUAUUUCCUGAAAAACUUCAGAAGUCACUGAUUAACGAUGUUCCCACCUACCCAAAACGACUCGACCCCCAAGCCAGAGACCUCAUAGAGAGGCUCUUAAUCAAGUCACCAGAGAGUCGCCAGUUAGCGGUAUGUAACAUCAGGGAACAUCCAUUUUUCAUGGACAUCGAGUGGACAGAUAUAGAGGAAGCAGCAGCUUGUCCACCAUUCCAACCAGGACCAGAUCUUUGA
This is a messenger RNA of Bufo gargarizans (Asiatic toad), 1206 nucleotides long. Its product is annotated as protein kinase C delta type-like. The transcript has 8 exons. Gene Ontology annotation, biological process: protein phosphorylation. The record is from RefSeq and is a predicted model, not a curated record. Bases 1 to 1206 code for a protein of 401 amino acids. NCBI's taxonomy places the organism in Eukaryota, Metazoa, Chordata, Amphibia, Anura, Bufonidae. Gene Ontology annotation, molecular function: ATP binding; protein kinase activity.